Messenger RNA from Harpegnathos saltator (Jerdon's jumping ant), 968 nucleotides. Its product is annotated as protein ANTAGONIST OF LIKE HETEROCHROMATIN PROTEIN 1-like. Bases 1 to 732 code for a protein of 243 amino acids. The record is from RefSeq and is a predicted model, not a curated record. Lineage: Eukaryota; Metazoa; Arthropoda; Insecta; Hymenoptera; Formicidae. The transcript is spliced from 5 exons.
AUGCAACGCCUAAUAAAUAUAGAAAAAAAUGUAGCAAUACGUGGCAGCCUGAGGAAAGCACAAUUGCUAGCUACUUUAUGGUUAUUGGCUACAUCUGAUUCCUACAGAUCUGUAGGAAUAAAAUUUGAUUUAGCAAAGUCAUCACUCAACCAUUGUGUCAGGAGAGUGGUAAGAGCUCUAAAUUUAAUCGCAUCACAAGUUAUAUCCUGGCCAAGAGAGGAUCAUUUAUUAAGUACAAAAGCCAAAUUUCAGAAGAUUUCCAAAUUGACUAAUGUUGUUGGAGCCAUAGAUGGUACACAUAUUGAAAUACCUGCUCCAGAAGUUGAUUCAGAGUUUUACAAUACACGUAAAUGCAGAUAUGCGAUUGUUUUACAAGCAGUAUGUGAUAUUGACUUACGAUUCAUUGAUUGUUUCACUGGAUAUCCUGUAUCGGUUGGCGAUUUGAGAGUAUUUAGGAAUAGCGACUUGUGGCAUGCUGUCAAUAGGAACAGGAAUAAUUUCUUUCCACAUGAAGAAUAUAUCAUUGGCGACAAAGCUUACCCUAUUUUAGGAUGGUGUUUGCCUCCAUAUAAAGAUAAUGGUCAUCUUACAAGGGCACAACAAAGAUUCAACCAGUGUCUUAUAAAAGGUAGACAGGUUAUUGAACGAGCUUUUUCACUAUUAAAGGGGAGAUUCCGAUGUCUGAAAUAUUUACAUAUGAGUCGAAUCGGGUAUCUAAGAUAUAAAACUUAGAAGUGAUUUAAUCUAUCUCAGUUCUAACCUAUAUCACUGAAAUACUUACUAAUUUUAUCUGUAACUAAGAUUCCACCAUUCUCUCCUCUUUCAAUUUCUUGCUGAGAAUCGAACACUAAAAAAUGUCCUUUUACAAGUAUAACAUCAUUGUUAGCUAUGAUGCUGCACUGCUUAAAAUUUUAUUUUAAUCAAGGGAAGCUAAUGUACAAUUAAGAAUAAACAGUUGAAUACUUUCA